CCCCGCCGCGGUUGCCGCCGCCAUGAUGAGGCGCACGAAGCCCGAAGUGGAGCGGUACGUCGCCUCCGUGCAGGCCGCCGCGCCUUCCUCCAGAGAGAAAUCGAUGAAAGGAUUCCUCUUUGCUAAGCUUUAUUUUGAAAUAAAAGAAUAUGAACUGGCUAAAAGGUAUAUAUCUACAUACCUCAACGUACAAGAGAGAGAUCCCAAAGCACACAGAUUUCUUGGACAAAUUUAUGAAGCUGAGGAUAACAUAGAAAAAGCUUUUGGGUGUUACAAGCGUUCUGUGGAAUUGAACCCAACACAGAAAGACCUUGUAUUGAAGAUUGCAGAGUUACUAUGCAAUAAUGACAUUACGGAUGGAAGAGCAAAAUACUGGGUUGAGAGAGCUGCUAAGCUCUUUCCUGGGAGUCCCGCUGUUUACAGGUUGAAGGAGCAGUUACUGGAUUGUAAAGGUGAAGAUGGAUGGAAUCAGCUUUUUGACUUGAUUCAAGCAGAACUUUAUGCAAGACCCGAUGAUGUCUACAUAAACAUCAGACUAGUUGCACUCUACCGUUCAAAUAACAGAUUAAGAGAUGCUGUGCUCCAUUGUCAGGAAGCAGAGAAGAAAAUACCUUUGCAGUCAAGCCUGGAAUGGUGUUCCUGUGUUGUAGAGACAUUUGAGGAAUAUCUGGAAUCUUUACAAGACUUGGAGUCUGAUAAAAAUAACUGGAGAGCUAUCAAGAAAGAUCAUCUGCUGGCCUAUUCUAGCUUUGUCAAAAUGACACUUUCUUCUAGAGAUGUUCAGGAAUGCAGAGAGGCACUUGAAAGUUUUGAUCGUGUGCUUCAGUCAGUGAAACCAUAUGUGAAUGGGCCGGAUGAGUUGUCUCGUACCUUUGUGGAAAUGAAAGGACAGCUGUACAUGCAUGCUGGAACUUUGCUACUGAAAAUGGCCCAACACAAUGAGGCACAGUGGAGAGUUGUGUGUGAACUAGCAGCAUUGUGUUAUCUGAUAAGUUUCCAGGUUCCUAAACCAAAGUCAAAACUAAUAAAGGGGGAUCAAGCUGGACAAGAUGUGCUUGAAAUGUUGGCCUGUGAUCGAAAAAGCCAGUCUGGUCAUAUGCUGCUGAACUUAAGCCAUGGCAAGCAAGAUUUCUUUAAAGAGAUUGUGGAAUCAUUUGCAAACAAGAGUGGUUCGUUUACAUUGUUUGAUAGCCUGUUUGAGAGUGGAGCUUCUAAAGAGAGAUCUUUUAUUGGCACAGAUGAUAUUGGAAAUGUCAAUACACAAGCACCAGUGCAAGUGGAACUUAAUAAAUAUGAUAUUGGUGCUGUUCGAAUGCACAGUGGCAGUCUCCAGCACCUCGUGUGGCUUGGCUUGCAGUGGAACUCUAUGUCAGUCUUACCCCCAAUGCGCAAAUGGUUAAAACAGCUUUUUCACUUGCCCCAAGAAACAUCAAGACUUGAGACAGAUGCUCCUGAAUCCAUUUGCCUAUUGGACCUUGAAGUAUUCCUACUUGGGGUGGUAUUCACUAGCAACUUACAAUUGCAAGAGAAGUUUAAUUCUCACUACGGUGCACAUCAGCCUCAAUUCUUACCACUGCCAGUGUGCAAACAGCUCUAUACCGAAAAGCAAAGAUCCUGGUGGGAUGCCGUUCGUACUCUUAUUCAGAGAAAAACAACACCAGGAACAGCAGCAAAACUGAGGCUUAUCGUGCAGCAUGGAAUAAGUACUCUGCGAACACUGGAGAAACAUGGCCUUCAACCUGCCUUAAUUAUACACUGGGCAAAAAGCCUGCAAAAAACAGGCAUUAGCCUUAACUCUUUCUAUGACCAGAAGGAAUACAUUGGACGAAGUGUCUAUUACUGGAAGAAAGUUUUGCCUAUGCUGGAAACUAUCAAAAAGAAGAGGAGUAUUCCUGAACCUACUGAUCCUCUCUUCAAACACUUCCAUAGUGUAGACAUUCAGGUGUUUCAGGUUGCAGCGUAUGAAGAAGAGGCACGUAUAGCAUUUGCAAUGUUGGAUGCAGUUGAUGGCAAAACUGAUGAUGCUUUAUUAGCAUUUGAAGCUAUUAAGAAUGUGGUUUCAUACUGGAAUCUUGCCGUGAUCUUCCAAAGAAAGGCUGAAGAGAUUGAAAAUGAUGCCAUGCUGCCAGAAGAACAAGAAGAACACAAAACCUAUCUUCUUAAAAGCAAGCAUUAUUUAAUGAAAAUCAUUGAGGAAAGCUCCUCAGAUAUGUCAGUAACUGAGAAACUGCCGGUGUCUAUUGAAACUGUGAGGGAAAUGCUAGAUACAGUGAUCCAGGAACUUGGUGAGAAUGGUGAAGAGGGAAGUCCUGCCUUCAGAAAUGGCCUGUCACGAGCUGUAGAUUCGGAGAUGAAACAUUCCACUCCAUCACCAACUAAGUUCUCUCUUUCACCAACUAAGAGCUACAAGUUUUCUCCGAAAACUCCUCCUCAGUGGGCAGAAGAUCACAGAUCUAUACUUCAGAUGAUCUGUCAGCAAGUGGAAGCUUUAAAGAAUGAAAUGCAAGAAAUGAAACUUAAUAAUUCCAACUCAAAUGCGUCGUCUCAUCGGUGGCCUGCUGAAAGCUAUGGAACAGAUACGAUGUCAGAGGGCUAUCAGAGAGCACAAAAUCUUCAUGAGGCUCCAUUAACAGUUGCUACCACUGGCCCAUCUGUUUACUACAGCCAGUCCCCUGCCUAUAACUCUCAGUAUCUUCUCAGAACUGCUGCGACCAAUGUAACACCAACGAAGGCUCCUGUCUAUGGCAUGAACCGACUUACACCUCAGCAACAUAUAUAUGCUUAUCAACAACCAAUGCAUACACCACCUCUGCAAAACACUUCUGCUUGUAUGUUUUCCCAAGAAAUAUAUGGCACACCUCUGCGUUUUGAUUCUCCUGCUACUGGACUCAUUUCCCCUCGUGGGGGUGAUGAUUAUUACAAUUAUGGUGUUCCACAGGCAAGCACAAAUCCACCAUUGCCUGAACCAGGCUAUUUCACAAAGCCUUCAGUCGCGCCACCAGCUUUAAAGCCUGCAGAAUCAAAAGUGAUAGAGUUUCCAAAAUCUAAAUUUGGACAGCCAGGAACAGCAGAAGGAUCAAAAACAUCUCUGCCAACACCAGCACAGUCGAGUCAGCCAACAACUUUUAAAUUCAACACUAACUUCAAGUCUAAUGAUGGAGACUUUACCUUUUCUUCUCUUCAAGCUACAACGCAGCCUGCUAAUGCAGCUUUUAAUAGCAGCGAAAGCCUUUUGGGUCUUCUGACAUCUGAUAGACCUUUACAGGAUGAUAGACAUAUCGAACAAAAACCAGUUAAUGAUCACACAAAUAGUCAAAGAAACAUCUUCAAUUUUGGCAAUAAACAUAUUCCAGGCAUCUCUUUUAGAGAAAGCAUGGGACAAAAUGCGCACAAAACCCUGGGUUUUGAGAAGAGCGAUAUGUUUAGUGUCCAAGAACCAAGCAAGCUUGUAUUUAUGACUUCAAAUUCAGAUUUGGCCAAUAGAAGUCAUGAAGGUCAUGAGGGAGGAAGCACCCAUGGUGGAGACGAGGAUGAUGAUGGUCCUCAUUUUGAUCCUGUGGUACCACUCCCUGACAAGAUUGAAGUAAAGACAGGUGAGGAAGAUGAAGAAGAAUUCUUCUGCAACAGAGCCAAGCUCUUUCGUUUUGAUGCAGAAUCUAAAGAAUGGAAAGAAAGGGGUAUUGGAAAUGUGAAAAUACUGAAACAUAAAGUGUCUGGCAAAUUUCGUCUUCUAAUGAGACGGGACCAAGUACUGAAAAUCUGUGCAAAUCACUACAUAAAUACCGAUAUGAAAUUAACUCCCAAUGCUGGAUCAGAUAAGUCAUUUGUAUGGCAUGCUUUAGAUUAUGCAGAUGAGUUGCCAAAACCAGAACAGCUUGCAAUUAGAUUUAAAACACCUGAGGAAGCAAUGCUUUUCAAAAGUAAGUUCGAGGAGUCACAGAAUAUUUUAAAAACCUUGGGAUCAAAUGUUGACACAUCUGUGACUCAGAGUAGUGGGACUGCAAGAGAAACAACAAAUCAGGACAUCAAGGAGCCUAGCAGAUCCAUUUCUGGGACCCUGAACUUUGGCUUUCAGUUCCCAAAAGAUGGGGUGAGCAGUGAAUCUGAUAGCAAAGGCAGUCUUACAGCUACAUCAACUGCGUCUGGCCCUACCACUUUUUCAUUUGGAAAGGAAGCCCCGCAAACCUAUUCUUCUGGUGGGUUUGGGCAGCAUCUCGUGAAGAAGGAUCAAUGGGAGUGUAAAGUAUGUUUAGUUCCAAAUGAAGCAGCUGCAAAGAAUUGUGUGUCAUGUCAAAGUCCAAAUCCAGAUAUGUGGGAAACACAUGGCACCCCAUUAACUGACUCUGCUGGAAGUUUCAAAGCCAGUGGUAGUACUGUGCAGGACAAAUUUGGAUCUGCUUUUGCUAAAAAGGAAGGUCAAUGGGAUUGCAGUGUCUGUUUAGUAAGAAACGAACCCACUGCCUCCAAGUGUGUUGCGUGCCAGAAUCCAAACAAAACUAAUACAGCAGUAUCUGGUCAACAAACUACUUCUAAAUUUGGCCAAGCAAUUGCUCCAAAGGCUAUUCAAAAUGACUUGGGAACUGCAUUUUCUAAAAAAGAAGGUCAGUGGGACUGCUCUGUCUGUUUAGUAAGAAACGAACCCACUGCCUCCAAGUGUGUUGCGUGCCAGAAUCCAAACAAAACUAAUACAGCAGUAUCUGGUCAACAAACUACUUCUAAAUUUGGCCAAGCAGUUGCUCCAAAGGCUAUUCAAAAUGACUUGGGAACUGCAUUUUCUAAAAAAGAAGGUCAGUGGGACUGCUCUGUAUGCCUAGUCCAAAAUGAAGCAAAAGAUGUGAACUGUCAUUCUUGUCAGAAUCCUAACUCUCAAAGUCAACCAAAUGUGCCUAUACCUAAUGUUCAGGCAUCCCCUGCUCCCAGGUUUGGUUCCAUUGCUGAUGCAAGUAAGCCACAGAAAAAUGGAUUUGAAGGGCUUUUUACUAAAAAGGAAGGGCAGUGGGAUUGUAGUACUUGUCUUGUGAGGAAUGAAGGUUCUUCACCAGCCUGUGCAGCCUGCCAAACGCCAAAUCCAUCUGGUAAGCCUGCUGGUGAUGCUUCAUCAACUCCUACUUUUGGCUUGAAAAGUAAGUUAUCCGAACCUGCUGGAGGACAGUUGGGAACAGGCUUCAAGUGUGAUUUCUUAGAAAAGGGCUUUAAGUUUGGUCAUGGUGAGCAAGGCAAGACACCAUCAUUUACGUUUCAGAUUCCUUCUGAUACUGAAGCUAAGUCUGCAAAGGAAGGAUUUAGCUUUGCGAUGCCAGUGCCUGCAGAUGGAUUUAAAUUUGGGAUACAGGAGUCUAGUAAAAAUACCACUAAGAAAGAUGAGCCAUCCAAAGAAUGUACAACUGGCUUCUUGAAAAGCACUGAUGAAAAAGACAAAAAGGAACCGCCUUCAGAUAGUGGAAUUACGUUCCAAUUUCAAGAAUCGGCAAACAAGGAGAAAGGCGACUUUGUUUUUGGGCAAAAUAGCAGCACUUUUACUUUUGCCGAGCUUGCAAAAAGUACUCCUGGGGAAGGCUUUCAGUUUGGCAAAAAAGACCCUAACUUCAAAGGCUUUUCAGGUGCAGGUGAAAAACUGUUUUCUUCACAGGAUUCUAAACCAGAUCACAAAUCAAAUACAUCUGCUGACCUUGGUGAGAAGGAUGAUGAUGUGUAUAAGACAGAGGACAGUGAUGAUAUCCAUUUUGAACCUAUAGUUCAGAUGCCUGAAAAAGUAGAACCAUUUACAGGAGAGGAAGAUGAGAAAGUGUUAUACUCCCAAAGAGUAAAGCUGUUCAGGUUUGAUCCAGAAACAAGCCAGUGGAAAGAACGUGGGGUGGGUAACCUGAAGAUUCUUAAAAAUGAAGUUAAUGGCAAAGUAAGAAUAUUAAUGCGGCGUGAGCAGGUACUGAAGGUGUGUGCAAAUCACUGGAUAACAACAACAAUGAACUUGAAACAGCUGUCUGGCUCAGACAAAGCAUGGAUGUGGAUGGCCAAUGACUACUCUGAUGGUGACGCUAAGUUGGAACAUCUGGCAGCAAAAUUCAAGACGCCAGAGCAGGCUGAGGAGUUCAAACAGAAGUUUGAAGAAUGUCAGAGGCUACUACUAGAUAUACCGCUGCAGACACCCCAUAAACUUGUUGAUACAGGUAGGACAGCUCAACUUAUACAGAAAGCAGAAGAAAUGAAGUGUGGCUUAAAAGAUCUCAAAACGUUUCUGACAGAUGACAAAACUAAACUGUCAGAAGAGGAAAAUGGAAACUCUGUUUGUGCCAGCAGUACUUCUGAUCUGGUUAUAAAGCCGCACGCUGAAAGUACUGGGCCUACUCUGGAAUGGGAUAACUAUGAUUUGCGUGAAGAAGCAUUGGAUGAUAGUGUAAGUAGUUCUGUGUAUGCAUCACCUCUUGCAAGUAGCCCUGUAAGGAAAAAUCUGUUUAGAUUUGGAGAGUCUACCACAGGUUUUAGUUUCAGCUUUAAAUCUGCCUUGAGCCCAUCCAAAUCUCCUGCCAAACAGAACCAGAGUAGAACAUCAGUAGGCACAGAUGAAGAUUCUGAUGUUACUCAGGAAGAGGAGAGAGAUGGGCAGUACUUUGAACCUGUGGUACCUCUGCCUGAUCUUGUGGAAGUGACCAGUGGUGAGGAAAAUGAGCAAGUUGUCUUCAGUCACAGAGCUAAGCUCUACAGAUAUGACAAAGAUGCUAAUCAGUGGAAGGAGAGAGGUAUUGGGGACAUCAAGAUAUUACAGAACUAUGACAACAAACAAGUACGUAUAGUAAUGAGAAGGGACCAGGUACUAAAACUCUGUGCCAAUCAUCGAAUAACACCAGACAUGAAUAUGCAACAAAUGAAAGGAUCCGAUAGAGCAUGGGUAUGGACUGCAUGUGACUUUGCAGAUGGAGAAAGGAAAGUAGAACUUCUAGCUGUGCGAUUCAAGCUGCAAGAUGUUGCAGACUCAUUUAAGCAAAUUUUUGAUGAAGCAAAGCAUGCCCAAGAGAGAGAGACAUUGAUAACACCUCUUUCUUCUCGUGCCAAUACACCAAAGGAAUCUCCGUGUGGUAAAAACGCUGUAGCUGUACUGGAAGAAACUACCAGAGAAAGAACUGACCUUAGCCAUGGUGACAAUACUUCCGAUGUAACUGUAGAGGUUACAGAGGUGUCAAACACUUCUGAAACACCAACAAAAACAGUGGUUUCUCCUCCAAAGUUUGUAUUUGGAUCUGAAUCUGUCAAGAGCAUUUUCAGUAAUGAAAAGUCAAAGACUUUCACGUUUGGAAAUACUUCAGCCACUGGUUCUCUCUUUGGCUUCAGCUUUAAUCCUCCAAGAAAGAGUGAAGACCACAUUCCAAUGUCUCAGAACACAGCGCAGAAAGAACUGGAAGUCUCUGAACCACCAAAAAGCUCUAGUGCUCCUCAGAAGCCUCCAGACAGCAAGGUAGACAACUUGCCUACUUCAACACAAGAUGGACCCUCCAACUUCUCAUUUAGAAUUCUGGAAAAAGGAUUUAAUUUUAGCCUUUUUAAAUCUAAUCCAAUGGCCUUUUGGACAAGCACAUCUUCCUUGCAACCUGAUAGUAAAGCUGAGAAGACAACGGUGGCAGAAGGUGAUCUUCCAUCUGAUGAAGUUGUAAUAGUUUAUGAGUUAACACCUACCCCUGAACAGAGAGCUCUUGCUGGCUUUCUCAAGCUACCUUCAACCUUCUUCUGUUACAAGAAUAAGCCUGGAUAUGUGAGUGACGAGGAUGAUGAUGAAGACUAUGAAACAGCUGUUAAAAAACUUAAUGGAAGACUGUAUCCCAGUGAUUCAGAAGAGAAGAAGAAAUUGCAAGAACCUGUAAAAGUAGGCAUCGCAGGAAAAAGUGAAUUCAACAAUGAAAGAGAAUGUGCUACUACUUGGGAAAAGAAACCAACUCCUGAGGAGAAGGCUAAAGCAGAAACUCUGCAGGUUCCUUCUACAUCUGUCUGCGGUGUCAGCAGUGAUACUGAGGAUGACAGUCCAGAAGACUUUCAGACAGAAGUUAAAAUUCAAGAAACAAAAUCCCAGGAGAAUGAGGUUACAAGUUCGGCUGACUUAGUCUGUACCAGUAAGGAAGAAGUACCUACUCCAUCAACUGGUGAGGUGACAGUAUCUGUCCAGUCAGUUACCAACAGUGAAGAACCAGAUUCCACCACGGAGACUGUGCAUGUAUCACAGACUUUAUCAGGAGCUGAUGACAAACCUGUAGACUUGUCAACUAAAAAAAGUGAUUCAGACUGUCCAGAGUCAACACAAGAAAACAGAAUCAUCUCAUUUGGUUUCGGCAGUACUGCAGGCUUGUCAUUUGCAGAUCUGGCUUCCAAAAACUCUGGAGACUUUGCUUUUGGCUCAAAAGAUAAAAACUUCAAAUGGGCGAAUACAGGAGCAGCUGUGUUUGGGGAGACAGCCCGUAAAGCAGAUGAAGAUGAAGGUGGUAGUGAUGAUGAGGUGGUACAUAGCGACGAUAUCCACUUUGAGCCAAUUGUGUCUUUACCAGAGGUGGAGGUAAAAUCUGGAGAAGAAGAUGAAGAAAUUCUCUUCAAAGAGAGGGCAAAACUUUACAGAUGGGACAGGGAUGCUACUCAGUGGAAGGAGCGUGGUGUUGGAGAGAUAAAGAUCCUCUUCCAUACACAGAAGAAAUACUAUAGAGUCCUAAUGAGAAGAGACCAAGUUCUUAAAGUUUGUGCAAACCAUGUCAUCACCAAAGAAAUGAACUUAGUGCCCUCUGAUACGUCAAACAAUGCUUUAAUUUGGACAGCCACAGAUUAUGCCGAUGGUGAAGUAAAGGUAGAACAACUUGCAGUCAGAUUUAAAAGCCAAGAAAUGGCUAAUUCUUUCAAGAGGAGGUUUGAAGAAUGCCAGCUAAGUUUGUCAGAACUACAGAAAGGACACUUAUCUCUGGCAGCAGGACUGUCAAAGGACACCAACCCUGUUGUGUAUUUUGAAGUUUCUGCUGAUGAUGAACCUUUAGGACACAUAACCAUGGAGCUGUUUUCAAAUAUUGUCCCUCGAACUGCUGAAAAUUUCAGGGCCCUGUGCACAGGAGAGAAAGGAUUUGGAUUCAAGAACUCCAGGUUUCACAGAAUAGUCACUGACUUUGUGUGUCAGGGAGGUGAUAUAACUAACGAUGAUGGAACAGGUGGACGGUCGAUUUAUGGAACAGCAUUUGAAGACGAGAAUUUUGAAGUGAAACACACCGGUCCUGGAUUGUUGUCAAUGGCAAAUAAGGGCAGGGAUACGAAUAAUUCUCAGUUCUUCAUAACUCUUAAAAAAGCAGAACAUUUGGACUUCAAGCAUGUGGUAUUUGGGUUUGUGAAAGAUGGAAUGGAUGUUGUGAAAAAGAUUGAAUCCUUUGGUUCUCCUAAAGGUCUAGUAAAUGGAAGAAUUGUCAUUACAGACUGUGGGCAAAUAUAGAAUUAUUGCUUUCAGUAUACAGAUGUUCUAGCAGUAUAAAUCAGUAUUUAGAUGUUAUUGACUAAUUAUUUCCACUUCUUAAAAUGGACACUUCUGAUGUAUAAAUGUAAAAUUACAGCUUAUAGGUGGGGUUUUUAUGUGUUCCAAUUGAUUUUUUGCAUGUUAAAUAAAAAGUUCAGACACUGGCAUAUUUCAGGUGUAUUUGUGUUAUCCUGACAUAUUUGUAUUAAAUGUCAAAUUUUAAAAAUUAAAUCUUAGUCUUGUUAAAAUAAA
Molecule: messenger RNA, 9718 nt
Organism: Harpia harpyja (harpy eagle)
Lineage: Eukaryota; Metazoa; Chordata; Aves; Accipitriformes; Accipitridae
Gene: RGPD4
Product: RANBP2 like and GRIP domain containing 4
Exons: 30
Coding region: 23-9445 (3140 amino acids)
Biological process (GO): protein folding; protein peptidyl-prolyl isomerization; NLS-bearing protein import into nucleus
Cellular component (GO): nuclear pore; cytoplasm
Molecular function (GO): GTPase activator activity; protein binding; peptidyl-prolyl cis-trans isomerase activity
Source: RefSeq, a predicted model, not a curated record